UCUCUCUCUCUCUCUCUCCCCCCCCUAUUAGCCAUUUUCACUGAUUGUUUGCAUACAUAUUCAUCGGCUCUCUGUCUCCUCUCGACGGCGGCGAAGUAGCGCCAAACCCUUCUUUGCUCCUUAUAUAAACCCUAAAUUAGGUUAGAUCCUAAUUUUUAAGCAUGGUUUCUUCUUCAGCCCUUCUCAUGUGAAAAAUCUUCCCCCCAGCCAACUCAGGUUCUUCACCUUCCGCAGUUUUAGUAACUAAUGGGGAAGAAAACAAAGAAGAAGGCCCGAGCUCCUCCUACCAGGGAAAAGCGUAAUGCUACUCCCUCCAAGAACGUUUCUGAACAACCUAGUCAAAGCGGGGAGACAGCUGGGGAUGCUGUUGAAGCAGUGAAGGAGAAGAAAGCUUGUGUCCAUUUCGAUAAGGGUGUUAAAUUGGAUAGGGUGUUGGAAAAGAUUAAGUCUUCGGAGCAUGUCAAGUGCGGAGAAUGCAAGGAAGGGGGGCAAGAGAGGAGAGGGAGUAAAGGGAAAGGAAACAGGAGCAAGAAGGGGGUUUCUUCUUCAGUCUCGAAAUCUGAUAACAAAGCUAUUUGGGUGUGUUUGGAAUGCGGCCAUUAUUCUUGUGGUGGCGUUGGAUUGCCAACUGGAGCUCAGAGUCAUGUGGUCCGGCAUAUUAGAUUGACGCGUCAUCGGUUAGUCAUGCAAUGGGAAAACCCUCAGUUACUAUGGUGUUACCCGUGCCAUUCGCUUCUUCCUGUUGAAAAGGAAGCGAAUGGUGAGAAGAAUGAUGUGCUAGUGGAUGUCAUAAAAUUGAUUAGAGAACGACCGUCAAAUGCCUCGAGUGGGGCUGAUACUGGAGCUUUGUGUUCAGAAAAUGGCAGUGUCACUAGUGGGAUUAAAUCAGAAAGGGCGGUUUCUAGUGGUGUGGAAGCAAGAGAUGGUUAUGUCGUACGGGGUUUGGUUAACCUUGGGAAUACAUGUUUUUUCAAUUCUGUAAUGCAGAAUCUCCUUUCUUUGGAUCUGUUACGUGAACACUUCUUGAAUGAGGAUGCAUCUGGUGGAGGACCUCUUAUAUCUUCCCUGAAGAAAUUGUUCGCCGAAACAAAACCUGAAGCGGGUUUGAAGAGCGUGAUAAACCCAAGAGCUUUUUUCGGGUCUCUCUGUUGUAAGGCUCCCCAGUUUAGGGGAUACCAGCAGCAUGAUAGCCAUGAGUUGCUCCGGUGUUUGCUUGAUGGUUUGAGCACCGAAGAAUCAAGCUUGAGGAAGAAACUUGGUGCUUCAAACACUGAUGGAGAUUCCACACAUCAGAAACCUACUCUCAUAGAUACUGUAUUUGGGGGUGAGAUUUCAAGCACUGUUUCUUGUAUUGAAUGCGGGCACUCCUCAAAAGUGUAUGAACCGUUUUUGGAUCUCUCAUUACCCGUUCCAGCCAAGAAACCCCCUCCUAAGAAACAGCAAACUGUUUCUCGGGUAAAGAAAUCUAAGCUUCCACCAAAAAGGGUCCCCAAGACUCGGGCAAAAUUCAGCAAAGAUUCAGAAUCUGUACCAGCUAAUGCUGCAUCAGAACAUCCAGAUAGUAAUUCUACAGGAAAAGUUUUGAUUGCUGCAGCAGAUGAUUCAAAUGCAUCCUCUUCCAUUGCUCCAACUUUUCAAUCCACUGAAAAUGGUCCAGUUUUAGAGGCUCCUAGGGAAAUGACCCUGGAGAAUAUGCAGACCACUAAGAUUGCGCCAAAAAAUGAUACAGAAUUUGAUUGUUUUUGGUUGGAUUUUCUUGAACCAGAAAACAAACAAGAUGGGACAGGUUUAGAUCUGCAAGAUAAUGAUAAAGCUAGUCCCCAGACAACUGAGGACAAUGGAAGUGUUCCAGCGCCAGGGAUUCCUUCCCAUUCAUCAAAAGAUCAGAGUUUUGAAUGUGGCACAGAGUCGACAACAAGCCAUAACGAUGGAGGUACAAAACAAGGAGCCACUCAGGAUGAGGAGCAACAGGCUACAGGGUCUAAUGGAAACACAGUUAUAAGUGGGAUGCCCACCGAGAUGGACUGGACCGAUUAUGUUGGUGGUGAUUCUGGAUUAACGCUGAGUAAUUCUGUGAAUCCUUGGGAGGAUGAAGAACUUCCCUUACUGGUUUCAGAUUCUCAAGUUCUCUAUAUGCCGUGUAAAGAAGAAAGUUCAUGUACCGAUAAUACUGUGGUAGAAGCUGAGGCUUCCUCAUCUUUUGUGACCCAAGAACAAGACGUAAAUUUUGAUGGCUUUGGCGGCUUAUUUGAUGAGCCCGAGACUUCUGAAGGGCCUGUUUCCGGACCUCCAUCUAAGACUGAAGACUCUGAAGCCGGUUUCUUGGCUGUUAGCAGUGGUUCUGAUCCAGAAGAGAUUGAUGAUUCUGAUUCACCAGUGUCUGUGGAGAGAUGUUUGACUCAUUUUACAAAGCCUGAGAUUUUGUCAGACGACAAUGCUUGGCAUUGUGAGAAUUGUUCGAAGACCCUAAAGCUCCAACGCUUGAGAGAAAAGAAGAAAGCUAAAAAUGCAUCGAGGCUGAAGGACCUCGGAAAUGACAGGGAGAGCAACCUAUCGAGUCCGAGCUCUGUAAAUCUUGAAAACGGCCAUAGAACUGCUGCUGGUACAGAAUGUUCAUGUGCUUCCUAUGGGGUCCAGGAUCAUAAAUUCAGUGAUAACCCUGUCAUUGGAAGAGAAACGAUUAAUUCUCGGUCAGAAGAUGGCAGUGAAUCUGAAGAUGACGAGGCUGUAGACUCUGAGAAAGUGAUAGUAAAGAGGGAUGCAACAAAGAGGGUACUUAUAAACAAGGUCCCGUCGAUUUUGACUGUUCAUCUGAAAAGGUUCAGCCAAGAUGCUCGUGGCCGGCUAAGUAAGUUGAGCGGGCAUGUGGCUUUCAAAGAGUUCAUUGAUCUUCAACCAUAUAUGGAUUCAGCCAGGUGCAACGGAGAAGAGAAACCCGUUUACAGGCUUGCUGGGGUGGUUGAGCACUCGGGAACGAUGAGAGGCGGCCAUUAUGUUGCUUACGUUAGAGGAGGAAACUCGGAUAAAGAGAAUAAUUGCAGCAGCGGAUUAUCGGUGUGGUAUUACAUAAGCGAUUCAUACGUUCGCCAGGUUUCGUUGGAGGAAGUUCUUCGAUGCGAGGCUUAUCUCGUAUUCUAUGAAAGAGUUUGAGGAACCCUAAAUUCAAUUCUUUUUUUUUUUACCAUUACAGAAAAAAACAAUAUUUGAUGUUCUUCUCUUUACAGCUUGAGCUGGUGAAUCUAAAAGAGAAUGAACAAGAAACACAAGCGAGAAAUUCACCGAGACACAGAGAGGUGAGUUUUUGAUACAAACACAGCUCAUAAUUUUCAUUCUUACUGAGGAAAUUUUUGACAUGUAACUCAAGAUUAUAAAAAUUUGUACUUUCAGAAACAUUCUCGUCUGAAAAUUUUGGCUUCUUACC
Messenger RNA from Tarenaya hassleriana, 3421 nucleotides. RefSeq names its product ubiquitin carboxyl-terminal hydrolase 2-like. Gene Ontology annotation, biological process: protein deubiquitination. Bases 247 to 3150 code for a protein of 967 amino acids. Gene Ontology annotation, cellular component: nucleus; cytosol. Gene Ontology annotation, molecular function: cysteine-type deubiquitinase activity; cysteine-type endopeptidase activity; zinc ion binding. The transcript is spliced from 3 exons. NCBI's taxonomy places the organism in Eukaryota, Viridiplantae, Streptophyta, Magnoliopsida, Brassicales, Cleomaceae. The record is from RefSeq and is a predicted model, not a curated record.